Rotaria sordida is the source of this 589-nucleotide messenger RNA. NCBI's taxonomy places the organism in Eukaryota, Metazoa, Rotifera, Eurotatoria, Philodinida, Philodinidae. The record is from the annotation of a GenBank genome assembly.
AUGACUACGAAUUUAUCAAAAGAAGAAAUUUUACAACAACUUCAUGAAACAAUGAAAACAGAUCCUAACAUUAAAAUUACUAUUAUAAUAAAUCAAUCAUUAGAAUAUCUCGAUACUAGUAUUGAAAAUAAUAAUGGAAAUUUAAAAACAACUAUUUAUCAUAAAUCAGCUUGGGAACCUUAUAUUCUACCUUAUAAAUCUGAUCAUCCACGACACAUGCAUGCAAAUAUAAUUUAUACGAUGUUAGUCAGAGCAGCACGUCUUUGUUCAAGUGUGGAAAAUUUUGAUAUGGAACGAUUAAGUACAGAAAUGAUUUUAUUAGUUAAUGGUUAUCCACCAAAAUUUAUACAACAACACAUGAAAAAUUUCUUUAUUCAACAUAAUGCCAUGAAUGUGUGGACUGAACUCAAUAGUGAAGCAUAUCAACAACUACAUAAUACCUUACUUUACAAACCAACACGAAGAGAACUUAAAUCCAAAGUCCAAACAAAUGGUGCCUUAAUUCUAAACAGGAAUAAUUAUGAACAUAAAGAUCAAAUUUAUCUACAUUACACAUUUGAAAAUGGACCAUUAUUAGAUUUCAAAAAAG